ACUGUACAAAUCACAGUCCCUAAUUCAAAUUUUUUUUGAGCCCUAUAAAGCUAUAACGCGCCACUGUGUAAUAUAUUCUAUAUAUUCAUCCAAUUAUUAAAAAUUAAUUAGUAGAGUAUACACUUUACACAUAAGUACAUAAUGUCACUAUAAAAUAUAAUAAUAAUUAAUUAAAUACUUAUUUAUUCUCUGGGAAAUCUAAAGAUAUUAUCAAAAAACUUCUUACGAGUUCACUGCAAACAAAUUUUAAAUAAGAUUUUUAUCCUUGAACCGCUUAUCAGUUAAUUAAAUGUCAGGAACAAAGGUCGCAUGUAUUACAGCAUUUAAUUUUAUCUCAAUGUAUUUGCGAUUCCGAUUGAUGGAUAUGUUUGUAUUUUAAAAGUUUUAACUAUCGAUAGAUGAAUGAUGCUCUGGACAUCUUGCCUGUGCUUUAGUUUAUUAAUAUUUGUGAAAAUCUCGACAGCCAAACAGAUGCUUCGAAUCGAAGGAUUAAAAUUCUUUCCUCCUCAUCUGGAAGAGGGUCAAUUGAAUAACGUGAACGUGAUAACGUUUAGCAUACUCUAUUCACAAGAAUAUAAUUCAUCUCAUCCGGAUGAAUGGAAGAAUCAAUCGAAAGCAUUAAAAUGGGACACGUCGAGCGCACAGAUGUUGAUCUUUGAAAUUAAUUCAAAAUUCCCUCAGCUAGUGGAAAUCGUGGAGAAUUCCUGUAUUGAAUUACAACCUUCCGAAAUGGAUAAUAAUUUCACCUUUACUAUUAAAAACUUGAGGAUAGGUCAUAAUCAAUUGUUAUGGACUCUUAAACGGAAAUGCUUCUUUAGAUUCAAUUGCAGCGAAUGCGAAAAUAGUUUUAAUUGUUUAAAUAAUGAAAUUAACGAAAUAUCUGGGAUUUAUGUUAUGAAUAUAAUCAAGAAACAUACUACUAUCCACAAUGUUUUUAUUAUAAUCGUAUUGGCAUUAGUGCUCCUCAACAAUAUCAACAUGGGUUGUCAUUUGUCAAUUGAAGACAUUAAAGGAGUGUUAAAGAAACCAACGGCCGCCAUCAUUGGUUUGGGAUGUCAAUUCCUCUUUAUGCCCUUGGCUUCUUUCGGAUUCGGAAAAUUGCUACUUUCAGACUACAGUUUGCGACUGGGACUUUUUGUUCUAGGUUGUUCUCCUGGAGGAACUGUAAGCAAUUUUUGGACCUUGAUAUUCGGAGGUGAUCUAGAAUUAAGUGUCACUAUGACAUUUGUCAGCACUAUAGCUUCUAUAGGUAUGAUGCCACUAUGGAUAUUUACGUUGGGAGGUACAAUAUUUAGAGACGGAGUGUUGCAGGUGCCAUAUAAAAGUAUAGUUUUAUCCUUAUUAGGAUUAAGUAUUCCAGUCGGUUUGGGACUCCUUUUACAAAAAUACAGACCCGUAUGUGCAGAAAAAUUAAGAAAAAUAUCACGUCCCUUUACUGUGAUCUGUCUGACAGUUGGCAUCUCUAUUGGAAUUUAUAGCUACCUGCACAUUUUUUUCUUGUUUAAUUGGAAUGUCUUUAUAGCAGCUACAGCAGUAGCUUGGAGCGGUUAUGCUUUUGGGGCGAUGUUUGCUUGGUUAGCAAGACUUACUAGACAACAAAUUUUGGCAGUUUCAAUCGAAACUGCGUUGCAAAAUGCUAGCGUGGCCUUCAUCCUGUUACAUCUUUCUGUACCACAACCGGAUGUAGAUUUAACAGCUGUACCUAUAGUAGCACAACUUUUAGUUACCGCUGCACCUCUUUGGUUUGGUUUAAUUGCAUUUUUUAUAAAUAAACAAAUAAAAAAGCAAAAAACUUUAAAGGCAACAUAUAAUAUUCGUUUAAAUAAAAUCAUUUCCAGGACAGAUCCACGCAUGAAGCAAGAUGUCGUACAAGAUUAUGUCACUAAUAUUUAGAUCUGUUUUUUAAAGAUUUUAAACUUAGAUUGGAUAGAAUUCAAUAAUCUAUUACUUAUUGAAAUUCGUAAAAAUAUAUAUAAAUUUGAAUAAAUUAUACUGUAAAAUGUAUAUAGUUUAUUGAGUAAAUUAAAUUUUCAUUUAUUUUUAAAAA
Centruroides sculpturatus (bark scorpion) is the source of this 2047-nucleotide messenger RNA. RefSeq names its product sodium/bile acid cotransporter-like. Lineage: Eukaryota; Metazoa; Arthropoda; Arachnida; Scorpiones; Buthidae. The record is from RefSeq and is a predicted model, not a curated record. The coding region runs from base 403 to 1893 and encodes 496 amino acids. The transcript has 3 exons. Gene Ontology annotation, cellular component: membrane.